CGUGACAGGACCCGGAAGCUGCUAUCCAGGCAGCUAAAAAACCAUGGCUAGGGGUCGGCGCUGAGGCUGCGCGAGGUGGGCUGAGCAGGAGCGGGAGCCUGAGCCGGAGCCCCGGCCGGGCAGAGCCGACCGCUACCAUGUCCACACAGAGGCUUCGGAAUGAAGACUAUCAUGACUACAGUUCUACUGACGUGAGCCCAGAGGAGAGCCCAUCUGAAGGCCUCGGGAGCUUCUCCCCCGGCUCCUACCAGCGCUUAGGAGAGAACAGUAGCAUGACAUGGUUCCAGACCUUGAUCCACCUGCUAAAAGGCAACAUUGGCACUGGACUGCUGGGGCUGCCUCUGGCCGUGAAGAAUGCAGGCCUCCUGUUAGGUCCUCUCAGCCUGCUGGUGAUUGGCAUCGUGGCUGUGCACUGCAUGGGCAUCCUGGUGAAGUGUGCUCAUCACUUAUGUCGUAGGCUGAACAAACCCUUUUUGGACUAUGGGGACACGGUGAUGUACGGACUAGAAUGCAGCUCCAGCACUUGGGUCCGAAACCACUCCCACUGGGGAAGGCGCAUCGUGGACUUCUUCCUCAUUGUCACUCAGCUGGGAUUCUGCUGCGUCUAUUUUGUGUUUCUGGCGGACAACUUUAAACAGGUGAUAGAGGCAGCCAACGGGACCACCACCAACUGCAACAACAAUGUGACCGUGAUUCCGAUACCCACCAUGGACUCUCGACUCUACAUGCUCUCCUUCCUGCCCUUUCUGGUGCUGCUGUCUUUCAUCAGGAACCUGCGUGUCUUGUCCAUCUUCUCCCUGCUGGCCAACAUUAGCAUGUUUGUCAGCCUCAUCAUGAUAUACCAGUUCAUUGUCCAGAGGAUCCCAGACCCCAGCCACCUCCCCUUGGUGGCUCCGUGGAAGACCUACCCUCUGUUCUUUGGCACGGCGAUUUUUGCUUUUGAAGGCAUUGGAGUGGUUCUACCCCUUGAGAACAAAAUGAAGGACUCACAGAAAUUCCCACUGAUCCUGUAUUUGGGGAUGGCUAUCAUCACUGUGCUCUACAUCAGCCUGGGGAGCCUGGGGUACCUGCAGUUUGGAGCUAAUAUCAAGGGCAGCAUCACACUCAACCUGCCCAACUGCUGGUUGUACCAGUCCGUGAAGCUGCUGUACUCCGUAGGCAUCUUCUUCACAUAUGCUCUCCAGUUCUAUGUUGCGGCUGAGAUCAUCAUCCCAGCCAUUGUGUCCCGAGUGCCUGAGCAUUUCGAGCUGAUGGUGGACCUUUGUGUGCGCACUGCCAUGGUCUGUGUGACAUGUGUUCUGGCCAUCCUCAUCCCCCGCCUGGACCUGGUCAUCUCCCUGGUGGGCUCUGUGAGCAGCAGCGCCCUGGCCCUCAUCAUCCCGCCCCUGCUGGAGGUGACCACCUACUAUGGAGAGGGCAUUAGCCCCCUGACUAUCUUCAAGGACGCCCUCAUCAGCAUCCUGGGCUUCGUGGGCUUCGUGGUGGGGACCUACGAGUCUCUGUGUGAGCUGAUCCAGCCAAGCCAUAGCGACUCCUCCACCAAUUCUACCAGUGCCUUCAUAUAAGGAUCUGGGUGUGCUCCCUUCACCUGCCUAGCCCCACCCUGUGUGUCUCCCAGUAGUGUCCCCACAUCCUCAGGUAUGGUUCAGCCUCUGGAAAAAGGCACGGUUGCUGCCUGUACACUCCUCUAUCUGGCAUUGGACCCUUGGGUAACUGGGCUAGAUAAGACUGAGACUGGGGGGAGGGUGGGGAGCAGACCCUCCACUUGUGAUGGUGCCGUCACUGCUCUCUUUUAUCAUGCCUCCUCCCUUGGCACUGUCCCCCUCCCUCCCCCUCCACCCCCCGACCUGCCUCACCUAAAUUAUUCCCAUUGCACAGCUCACUUUAUUUAAAAGGUAGUUUCCUGCUCCCGAUGUUUUCUCCUCUCCAGGGCCAGGCCUAGAUUAAAUAAGUGGGGACUCUCAUGUUUUACAAAGCCAGGUCUCUUUCUCAUAGGGCUCCCAAAUGCUGUACCUCACUGUUCUACCCAGCUGAGUCCUGAAAGGGUUCUGAUGUCCCCCACUCCCAAGUAGUUUACAGCUAGCCCUGAAUGCUGAAGGUUUCCAUCUACUGACUGGCUUGGGGAACCCACAGGCCACAUUACCUCUUUUCUCAUUUCCUCUGUGUAGGUCACAGUGCUGCCCCUUGAUUCCUUUAACUCUUAAAGAUAAUGAGCUGCUGCCCAGACUGGAGGUAUUUAUAGUGUAUUUAAGCUUAGGUUUCGGGCUCUCACUUCAGACCUGGCAUCAUGGUGGAUUGCUUUUCCUUCAGCAGCUUGCACUUGGCUUCUCCUGCCACUAAAAAAAAAAAACCUGCUCCAGGGGACCGUGGAAAUGCCCUCCACCCUCUUGGCCAAGUGGCCUAGAGGCCAUUUUAUUUGUUUGUUUUGUUUUGUUUUUUUUUUGUUUUAAGACAGGGUCUCUUGUCACCAGAGUUGGCUUUGAACUUGUUCGCUAUGUAGUCAAGGAUGAUGAUGAACUCUUGGUCCUCCCGUCUUCGUCUCAAGUCCUGAGAUGACUAGCAUGAGCUGCCACACUUAGCUGCCUCAGAGAUCUUAGGCAGACUGUGUGAGCAUGCACCGUCUCUGGAAGACCCAUGCACGAGGGCACUUCCACUCAUGAGGUUGACUCCAUAUGGACACUUGGAAGUACUUGUGCUAUGCAAGGCUAAGGACGGUGUGCAGUUCCUCUUCAUAGACACUACGCACAAGGGUCAUUGUUUACAGUUCCUGGGGAGAGAGCAGAAGCCCUGCCUUGCCCCAAGCUGCCUCUGUAUCCUGGGCUUCCAAGGAACCACUAGACACUAACUGUGGCCCAUACCUGCCCCUAUUAUGCCUCUCACAGAGUCACCUGGCUUCUAGGUCAGUCACCUUAGGGUGCGCCUUUAGAGGCCACUGAGAGAGUCCGUGGCCUGCCACUGCUCCCCUGUUGAUAUCAGGAUUCCCAAGGACGGUUGUUAGCUCCCCAUCUCUGAGUUUUGUGUGUGUGUGAUUGUGGACACAUGACAGAGCAGUUUGUGUCUCCUCCUCCCUGGUUACCAGGCCCUUACCUAGAGAGAGGAUUUGCCUUGAACCUUGAGUUCAAGAAAGAAGCAAGAACCUAUCAGGGUGUUGCUUUUGUGUUUGACAGAAGCUAGAAAGACCGUGGCCCAACCUUGCAGCCCAGACCCUUUCUGCUGCUCUGUCCAGAGCCUGCUGAGUGACUUCCAGGUCACAGGAUGGGAAGGAUGGUCUCUGGCUACAACAACAGCUGGCCUUAGCAGUGUUGCUAGGAGGCAGUGCUGUCUUGGCCCCGAGGAGAGCAAUGCUUUUUUUCCCUUUCUGGCAUCAGCAUCCUCACAGGUGCUCAUGUGGCCUGGUGCCAGCUGGGAUUCACAAAUGCCUUGCUUUUUGAAGUCUCAGGCUAGAAAAUGACCCAAGUAGGUUCAGACGCUAGCCAGCAACCCAGCUGUGAGCCAGGCUCUCUCCUAGAGGCCAUCUGAGCUUGGUUUCCUAGGUGGGAGGAAAGUAUAUUCAGAACUGUUAGAGACACUCCCACCCAUGUCUAGACCCAGUGCCCAAGGCCAGCUAUCUCUUCAGGGGCCCUGGACUGAUACCGUGUGGAGUGCCUUCUGUAGCAUUUGGCUGAUGGCAGCUCCCUUGGUGCUUUGGUGUGGCCUACAUCUUUUGAUCUCUUGCUGUGCUCCUGAGGCAUUGCCAGUUUGGUGACUUGACUCUGAGCAAGAUCAGGGCCUUUCUGGAUGGACACCAGGAAGCUGCUAAGUACAUAGCGCCAGGCUCCGCACACAGUCCAGGCGCCCACAGGAGGCCUGAGUCAGAACCCUCCUGACCCCUCCCACUGUCAGUUUGGAGCCAGAUGGCCCCUGGUGAGACAACACAGAUAAAUGGGAGUUUGAGCAGAACAAUAUAGACAAGGCUUGUAGAGACUAAGCCUGAAUCCAGAUGCCCCAGGGGCAGACAUGCCCUGUCCUUGUCUGUACCCAAAGUUUAUCUCCAGAGGCCUGUUAUCCCAGAGUUGAAUGUGAGCACUUGCUAGGAAGCGUGUGAUCCAGCCUGAGCGACCCACCGUGCCCUUAGCUGCGGCAUCACUUGGGCUGCUGUCUAGAUUGGGAGAGGUAGAGGUUAGCUUAGGCCCACCCAUCUCCCCUCUCUAGCCACACUUAGGGCAGGUCCUCCCCAUCUGCUCUCUUCCCUGAAAGUCUUGGAUUAAGUGUGAUCAGUGGUCUGACGGUAGACCCCAGAGCCUAUCCUUAGGCCCUCUCAUCCUCAGACUUCUCCCUCCCUUCAGUGUCUACUCUUUAGACACCAUUGUUUCGCCUGAUCCUUCCAGGAAGUGCAGAGCUCAGAUCGUGUUUACAGCAUUCACUAUCCCCCUCGCACACCUGCUGCCGAGGGCUCUGGACACUGGGUUUGCUUUCCCUACUGGCCAGCCCCAGUCACCACUCCCACUGGGACACUGAGGCUUUCUGGGGCCUGAUACGGGAACCAGACAGAGUGGUAGAACAUGGAGAUCAGGAGGGUGGCGCCAAGUUGGCUUGACAAUUUAAUUUUCCAAAGUACAUUACAAAUCAGAUACCAUUAGGAGAAAGCAGGCCAUGUGGCUCGUCUUUGAAACUGUGGUCAAUACUUGAAGGCACUCUAGCCCUGCUGGCCGUGCCAGCUUCCGUCUGGCCGGUGUCUUCUUUUUCUGUGUAUCCCAAGUCAUUCCCUGGCCAGAGACAUUAAACCGUGCUCAUAGGCAGUUACCAGAAAAAAAGAAGCAGAAAAUGAGCCUGGAAGGAACCUGGUGUUUGCCCUGUUCUUUGGUUGAAAUCAAGCUGAUGUUGAAGAAACUAGAUUUUUUUUUUAUGAAUAAUAAAAUCUCAUGUCUGUAUUGUAAAACUGUCAGUAGAUGUUCGAAUCAAGGAAUGAGAGAACUGCCAUAAAGAGAGUCUUAACGGCCAGACAGUGCUGUAUGCUGUGUGCCUACUCGGACAUACAUUGCAUACACACGUAGGUCAUGUCAGAGCUUCUAGAUCUUAUUUGGGUUGCACAUAUGGAUCUUGUGUUAAAUUUCCACUUCAAUAAAUGAAUUUUAUUUUUUAUUUUUG
Messenger RNA from Mastomys coucha (southern multimammate mouse), 5127 nucleotides. It is a transcript of the gene Slc36a1, whose product is annotated as solute carrier family 36 member 1. Gene Ontology annotation, biological process: proline transmembrane transport; proton transmembrane transport; glycine transport. The transcript has 11 exons. The record is from RefSeq and is a predicted model, not a curated record. Gene Ontology annotation, cellular component: vacuolar membrane. The coding region runs from base 138 to 1565 and encodes 475 amino acids. NCBI's taxonomy places the organism in Eukaryota, Metazoa, Chordata, Mammalia, Rodentia, Muridae. Gene Ontology annotation, molecular function: glycine transmembrane transporter activity; L-proline transmembrane transporter activity; amino acid:proton symporter activity.